AUGGUUGUCUACCCUCAAGUUAAUUUCAGUAAUGAAAUCUAUCGACUGAACCUUGAGCAAGGACAGUUUCUGGAACCGUUGCAAACAGCAUCACCAUCGUUAACAUGCUGUGAAUUCAAUGAAUAUCACGAGUUGUUCGUAACCGGUACAAUUGACGGUCAUGUUGAGGCGUGGGAUCAUCGAGACCGAUCGCGAGUGGGUAUUCUUGACUGUGCACCUCACGCUCUUUCAGACGAUUUUAAGAAUGAAAUACCGCAAAUAUCGGCAGUAAAAUUCAAAGACGCUCUGCAUUUGGCAGUUGGAACGAAUACAGGCAAAGUUUUAUUAUACGACAUCCGUUCAAGUCGUCCGUUGUUGAUAAAAGAUCAUCAAAUGGGAUUAGCGAUUCGACGGAUCGAAUUUGUGAAAGAGCAUGAUCUGGUGUUGAGUAUGGAUUCGAGAGUGCUGAAAUUAUGGAACGAAAAUAACGGAAAGCCGUUUGCAGCUAUUGAAUCGGGCACUUCUCUGUCAGACUUUUGUCGUUACCCAAACUCAGGAUUAUUAUUUUUCGCGAACGAAGCUCCAAAAAUGUUGCAAUAUUUCAUUCCGUCGAUUGGAACAGCACCCAAAUGGUGUUCAUAUCUGGAAACGAUAACAGAGGAGCUUGAAGAAACUGAACAGCCUGCAGUAUACGAUGAUUAUAAGUUUGUAACGGCUCAACAACUGGAAGACGUUGGACUGUCGUAUUUGAUGGGAACGAAUCUUGUUCGUGCGUAUAUGCAUGCACGNGUGAACAAAGAGUUAGCGGUUAAACUGCAAACCGAAAUGAGUCUGGUGGACGAAAAGGUUGAUAAACGAACGAAAAAGAAGGGCAAAGAGGCAUCGACAGUUCUAACGGAUCAACGAUUCACGUCACUAUUCACAAAUCCAGAUUUUGAAAUCGAUCACGAUUCGGAACAAUUCAGGUUGAUCAAUCCAGCACUCAAGAGGUUGGAUGAGAAGAAGAAGCGAUUGGCUCGAAAACGAGGCGAGGAGUCUGAUGAAAGUGAUAAUGAGGUUGACAAAAAGAAUAAUUUGGAUAAGGAAGAGGACAGAUUGGCGAAGCAACAAGAAUUGCAACGACGGAAAGCACGAAAACCAAAGGGCUUUAAGUUGAUCGAACUGGAUGUUGGUGAGGAUAUAUCACAGUUUGUAGCGACAUCAACGGAUAAAACACAAAAGGAUUCUGUUGAGACGCUGGGGACGAUGCGUGAAAAGAUGUCAGCAAGUGGGGAUGAUACACGAGAGCAAACAACAACGAAUAUACCCUUCGGUGGACGUCAGAUAACGUAUCGACUGAAGCAAAGAGGAGCUGCUGCUGCAAGGGCACAGCAAAUGGCCGAGAAACAGGAGGAGCAUUUGAAAGAACGAAAGGAAUUGCAUCGAGGUACCAGAGAGAUCACAAAAACACUUAAACGACUGCCCGGUUUUCGUGGNUGUCUUCAUAGACAACGAAGCAUGAGAGAUCAUUUUUCGUUUCUUUCUUCGACACUUUUUGACGUGAAUUGUUCGUUUGUACGGGUAUUUGGCUGGAUGAGGGUUGUUGAUAUUGCAUUCAUUGUAAAGUGGCUGCUUGAAUGA
Messenger RNA from Anisakis simplex (herring worm), 1599 nucleotides. Lineage: Eukaryota; Metazoa; Nematoda; Chromadorea; Rhabditida; Anisakidae. The record is from the annotation of a GenBank genome assembly.